Messenger RNA from Xylona heveae TC161, 1347 nucleotides. RefSeq names its product glycoside hydrolase family 5 protein. The record is from RefSeq and is a predicted model, not a curated record. Gene Ontology annotation, biological process: glucan catabolic process. Gene Ontology annotation, cellular component: cell surface; extracellular region. NCBI's taxonomy places the organism in Eukaryota, Fungi, Ascomycota, Xylonomycetes, Xylonales, Xylonaceae. Gene Ontology annotation, molecular function: beta-glucosidase activity. The transcript has 2 exons. Bases 1 to 1347 code for a protein of 448 amino acids.
AUGGGACUGAACUCGACCUGGGAUGACAGCACGCGGGCAAACGAGUAUUCCCUGCCGCUGGACCAACCAUGGAACUAUUCUACUCAGAACCCAAUUCGCGGAGUGAACAUUGGAGGCUGGCUGUCGAUUGAACCCUGGAUCACGCCAUCAUUGUUUGAUAUUUAUUCAGCAAACCUUGGCAUCGUCGACGAAUAUACCUUGACGAAUCAUCUCGGACCCGGCAAGGCCGCGCAACUGAUCGAGCAACACUAUUCGACCUUUGUGACUGAACAGACAUUCGCCGAUAUUCAGGCCGCUGGACUCGACCAUGUCCGUAUUCCUUUUCCUUACUGGGCGGUUUGCACGUACCCCGGAGACCCCUAUGUCCCUCAAAUCGCAUGGCGUUAUCUCCUUCGAGGCAUUGAGUGGGCCAGAAAACACGGCUUGAGAGUGAACUUGGACCUCCAUGCCUUACCGGGCAGUCAAAACGGAUGGAACCACAGCGGCCGACAAGGAGUCGUUGCAUGGCUCAAUGGGACCGACGGCGACCUCAACGGCCAACGUUCGCUCGACGUCCAUAACCAGCUCUCGACCUUCUUCGCGCAGGAUCGGUACAAGAAUAUAGUUGCCGUCUAUGGACUCUGUAACGAGCCAAAGAUGAUGAUGCUCGAUACGGACCGCGUCGUCAACUGGACCCAAAACGCCAUUUCCUUGAUACGAAAGAAUAACAUGAAUGCGUAUAUUGCGUUUGGCGAUGGUUUCCUCGGUCUCGCUCAUUGGCAAGGCAAGCUCCAAGGAAUCGACAAGUUGAUUCUGGAUGCCCACCAAUACGUCAUUUUCAACGUUGCUCAAAUCUCGCUCAACCAUCAGACCAAGAUUGAAUUUGCAUGUUCCGGUUGGACUGCCCAGACGGAACAAAGCAUGGAUCGAUCUACGGGAUUCGGCCCCACCAUCAACGGCGAAUGGUCCCAAGCCGACACGGACUGCGCCAAAUACCUCAACAACGUCAACGUUGGCUCCCGCUGGCAAGGCACCAUGAACAUGAACGACCCCUCCCUCAACGUCCUGUCCCCCAUGUGUCCCCCCAACAGCGGCACCUGCGAGUGCGCCGACGCCAAUGCCGACCCCACCACCUUCUCGACCGUCUACAAGCAGUGGCUCAAGAUGUUUGCCGAGGCCCAAAUGGCCAGUUUCGAAAAAGGCUGGGGCUGGUUCUACUGGACCUGGCAGACCGAAACCUCGCCGCAGUGGUCGUGGAAAGCCGGUCUCGCGGCAGGCAUCCUCCCGCAAAAGGCCUAUGCGCCGGAUUUUAAUUGCAGUCAGGACAUUCCGGAUUUUGCAGGCCUCGGUUUGCCGGAGAAUUAUUAA